Molecule: messenger RNA, 2090 nt
Organism: Pectinophora gossypiella (pink bollworm)
Lineage: Eukaryota; Metazoa; Arthropoda; Insecta; Lepidoptera; Gelechiidae
Gene: serpin-10
Product: serine protease inhibitor 3/4
Exons: 8
Coding region: 199-1761 (520 amino acids)
Molecular function (GO): serine-type endopeptidase inhibitor activity
Source: RefSeq, a predicted model, not a curated record
CGCGCACGUCACUCUCGAUCGAGCAGGGCGCAUGCGCGGCCGCUCUUCCCGCGCUUUUUGAUUUGACAUUUAAAAACAAAAAGUGUUUAAGUUUUUAAUUAGUGCAAGCGCGUCUCUUUGCAAGUGGCCAGUUGUAUAUUGUAAGUAUUUUGAGCCGGUCAACUACCUCGAACUGUCCAGAGAAAAGCAGUUUUGAUAAUGCGCCAGUUAGUUUUGGUGCUAUUGUUUGCGGCGGGGCUGGCGAGCGCACGGUGGGUGCGUCGCGCCCGCUCCGGACAACCCAGGGUUACCAGCUUCGUCGGAGAGGCUACCAACGAACUCUCCACCGCUAUCUUCCAGGGUUACAUUGACGAUAACAGAAACAUUGCAUUCUCUCCUCUGGGCUACUCUGCUAUCCUUGCCAUCUUGGCUGAGGGUGCCAGCGGAGAGACCAGGGAGCAAUUGGUUACAGCACUACAUCUCCCUGACGAUCCCAAUCUCACCAGGAAAACCUACCGGUACAUCAUGGAAAGACUGAAAAACACCCACGAGUACAAAUAUAAUCAACCAGAACUGAAGAACUUUUUCUAUAUCUACAAGAACUACACGAUAAAUGACAAUUACAAAAAAAUUUUAGAAGACUACUAUCUAACUGAAGUAAGGUCUGUUGAGAAGUAUAAUGCAGAACAGCAUCUUAAGCCCGAUGAUGACGAUGAUAACGAUGAUCAAAAACCUGAGUUCAACGCAAGUUUACCAGAAAAGAAGCCUGAGGAUAAAAUCGAUGACAUUCCAGAGCUUAUGCCACCUAAAGAAUCACAGGAAAAACUGAUUUCCUUCGCGGUUGAAGAUACGCCGGAGAAAGUGGACUUUGAGUACAAGCCAGCGAAGAAUAUCAAGGAAAAGAUCAAGCUAGUGAAGACAUACCCGAAGAAAGAAGAUUCAGGAGAGGAAGAAGAGACUAUGGUUGCGGUGGAAGCUAGAAACCACGCUAGGAGCCUUAAAGUUUUGGAGGAUAAGAAUGACAUUACUUCUAGCAUCUCUGUGAACAGCGUUGGAAAAAAAUCAAACAAGGCCUCAGCCUCCAACUCCCUUAUGAUUAUCUUCAACGGUAUGUAUUUCCGUGGUUCAUGGAAGCAACCCUUCGAGAUUGUUGAAUCUGGUACCUUCUACAAGUCUAACACUGAGAAGAAGCAAGUGACGAUGAUGAAAACCAAGGGAACUUUCAAGACUGGGUCUUUGCCUGGCCUUGACAGCACAGCUAUCGAACUGCCGUACGCAGGUGAUCGCUACGCACUUCUUCUUGUCGUGCCAGAGUCCCGUGAUGGCCUUACCAGGUUGACCACCGACUUGCCAGUUGCGCCAUUAUCUGAGAUUCAGGAAAGUCUUACUGAAGAGGAGCUCUUCGUCAGCCUACCCACCUUCUACAUGGAGACUACCACUAAACCCGUUGCGGCUUUGGCUAAGUUUGGGGUAAGCAGCAUCUUCAGCCGCGACGCGGAGCUGUCUGGAGUGUCUGCUACCGAGGGUCUGUUCGUCCAGGAGUUAGUGCAGCACGUCGCCGUUCGCGUCGACAACGCUGACUCAUCUGCCACCGAAUUGACCGCUGGUGAACCGUCAGAGGCUUUGAAGAACAUGCCACUGUCAGCUGCCAGUGUGAAGGCACCGCGCAAGUUCAACGUGGAACAUCCAUUCCUGUUCUUCAUAGUGGAUCGUAUUGACAACCUCGUCGUCGUCGCCGGCAAGGUCGUUGACCCCCAGUACCCCACACCGUUCGAAAUUUAAUUAUUUUGACAGUUUUUUAAUUUCAGAAUUCGGUUUAUGCCUAACACUGUUAUUUUUUUAAAGCUACGUAACUCUUUAAAAGAUGUUAAUACAUAGUUUUUUUUUAUAAUGUGAGCCUAGAAUUACAUUUACAUAUUUAUUUAUUUACAAAGUACUUAUUGUUGAGGUUAUAUUGCAAUGUACAAGUAGAUUUCCACAAAUGAACCAGAAGCAUUUGAUAAUGAAAAAGUACACAGCCUAGUUGUAAGUUAGUUUAAGUUUAAUAUUUAUUUAUUUUUUAUAGAUGUUGUGAUAUGCUUAAGAUUAAAUUAUUUUCAUUAAAUAAAUAA